This is a messenger RNA of Tarenaya hassleriana, 3018 nucleotides long. RefSeq names its product kinesin-like protein KIN-UA. Gene Ontology annotation, molecular function: microtubule binding; ATP binding; microtubule motor activity. Lineage: Eukaryota; Viridiplantae; Streptophyta; Magnoliopsida; Brassicales; Cleomaceae. Bases 177 to 2918 code for a protein of 913 amino acids. Gene Ontology annotation, biological process: microtubule-based movement. The transcript is spliced from 19 exons. The record is from RefSeq and is a predicted model, not a curated record.
UCUCUCUCUCUCUCUCUCUCUCUCUGCAAUUUUCCCGAGAAAACAAACAGGAAAAAGGAGGAGAAAAAGAGAGAAUUUUCUCGGGAACCAAACGGAGCGAAAACAGGAGAAGCUUCUUUGUUUCCAUCUGGGAAUUUCCCUUGUCUUUCUCCUUUGUUCUUAUUCGUUGUAGAAGGAUGGCAACAAUUGCAGGGAAUUACAGAAAUGGGACGCACAAGAGCACCCUCAGAACUCAGUCUUCUGGUUCUAGCUCCGGAGUGAAACCCUCCGCUAAAUCGAAGCCGGUGCUCCGGAAGAGCAGCCCGGCGGCGCUCGGUGGUGCGGCGGCGUCUAAGGCCGGCGGCGACGCUGGAGUUCCUGGGAGAGUUCGAGUAGCCGUGAGAUUACGGCCGCGAAACGCCGAGGAACUCGCCGCCGAUGCUGAUUUUGCCGAUUGCGUUGAAUUACAACCGGAGCUUAAGAGGCUGAAACUGCGGAAGAACAAUUGGGAUACGGAUACAUAUGAGUUUGAUGAAGUCUUAACUGAGUAUGCUUCACAGAAGCGUGUUUACGAAGUUGUGGCUAAACCAGUUGUGGAGGGUGUUUUGGAUGGAUACAACGGGACAAUAAUGGCGUAUGGACAAACCGGUACUGGUAAGACAUACACACUUGGUCGAUUAGGAGAAGAAGAUGCAGCUGAUCGGGGAAUAAUGGUACGUGCAAUGGAGGACAUCUUGGCAGAAGUGUCUUUGGAGACAGAUUCUCUUUCUGUCUCCUAUUUGCAGCUUUAUAUGGAGACGAUACAGGACCUUCUUGAUCCAUCUAACGAUAACAUUUCCAUAGUUGAAGAGCCAAAAACCGGAGAUGUUUCUCUCCCGGGUGCUACUGUUGUUGAAAUUAGAGACAGACAAAGCUUCUUUGAACUUCUGAGAUUAGGAGAAGCUCACCGGUUUGCAGCUAACACCAAAUUGAACACCGAGUCAUCUCGUAGUCAUGCUAUAUUAAUGGUACAAGUAAAGCGAUCAUUGAGAACAAGAGAUACUCUUUCAAAUGAAAGUAGUGGAAACUCUCAUACUUCCAAAUCUCUUAAACCUCCAGUUGUUCGGAAGGGAAAAUUAGUUGUGGUGGACCUUGCUGGCUCAGAGCGUAUUGAUAAAUCAGGAAGCGAGGGACAUACACUAGAGGAAGCCAAAUCUAUUAAUCUAUCUUUGAGCGCAUUAGGGAAGUGCAUCAAUGCAUUAGCUGAGAACAGUGCCCAUGUUCCAUUUCGCGAUUCAAAGCUAACCAGAUUGCUUCGAGAUUCAUUUGGAGGCACUGCAAGGACCUCUUUAGUUAUUACAAUUGGUCCUUCCCCACGACAUCGAGGGGAGACAUCAAGCACCAUAAUGUUUGGGCAGAGGGCUAUGAAAGUGGAAAAUAUGGUGAAGUUAAAGGAAGAAUUCGAUUACAAAAGCUUGUCUAGAAGGCUUGAGAUACAGCUAGACAAUCUCAUAGCAGAAAAUGAAAGGCAGCAGAAAGAUUUUGUGGAUGAGAUCGAGAAAAUAACCAUAGAAGCACAGAACCAAAUUGCUGAAGCUGAAAGGAGAUAUGCCAAUGCAUUAAAGGAGGAAAAACUAAGGUAUAAAAAAGAUUGCAUGGAAUCAAUGAAGGAGCUGGAGGAGAAAUUUUCAAUGAAUCAACAAAAGCUGGCUGCAGAAAGACUUGCUCUCGGAGAGAAAAAAGGCAUAGGCAUCACAUCAAAUGGAAAUAGAUCGAUAGCCCCAUCCAUUGAGGAAGUCUCUGAACUGAAAAAGUUGCUUCAGAAAGAAACUCAACUGAGGGUUGCGGCUGAAGAGGAAAUCAAUAGCCUAAAAAUUCAACUCUCUGAAUUGAAAAAAGCGGAAGUAUCAGGGAAUUCUGAGAUCUUUAAACUCUGCAAGAUGUUGGAAAAUGAGACACAGCAGAAAAAAAUACUCGAAGGGGAAAUCGCGAUAUUGCAAACUCAAUUGCUGCAACUAAGUUUGAAUGCUGAUGAGACAAGCAAAAACCUCGAGAAACAUGGUUCAGUGAGAACUCCUGGUGCUGUAGAUUCACUUGUGUCUCAGACAAGACUAUUUCCUCAUCUCCAAGACCCGGGAAAUGGUGAGAAAGCCUCUGUAGCUAGACUCUUUGAACAAGUGGGGCUGCAAAAGAUCUUGUCCCUGCUUGAAGCAGAAGAUACGGAUGUGCGGAUACAUGCUGUCAAAGUGGUGGCAAAUCUGGCUGCCGAAGAGGCAAAUCAACAAAAAAUCGUGGAAGCUGGAGGGCUUACGUCCUUGCUGAUGCUUCUGAAAAGCUCUGAAGAUGAGACCAUCCACCGAGUUGCUGCUGGUGCCAUCGCCAAUCUCGCUAUGAACGAAACUAACCAGGAGAUGAUAAUGGAUCAAGGGGGAAUCAGUUUGUUGUCUAUGACAGCAGCCAACGCUCAAGACCCGCAAACCCUCCGAAUGGUAGCUGGAGCAAUUGCAAAUCUAUGUGGAAAUGAUAAACUGCAAACAAAGCUAAGAUCGGAGGGUGGCAUUACGGCCUUACUGGGAAUGGUCAGAUGUGGACAUCUUGAUGUUCUUGCACAAGUUGCUCGUGGAAUCGCUAACUUUGCCAAGUGCGAAUCAAGGGGAUCAACUCAAGGAACAAAAAGGGGGAAGUCUUUCUUGAUAGAAGACGGAGCACUCUCUUGGAUAGUACAGAACGCCAAGACCGAAGCUUCAACCAUAAGGCGACAUAUCGAACUAGCUCUCUGCCACUUAGCUCAGCACGAAGGAAACGCGAAAGAGAUGGUGAAGGAAGGAGCGAUAUGGGAACUGGUGAGGAUAUCGAGAGAAUGUUCGAGAGAAGACAUAAGAAGUCUUGCUCAUCGGACUCUGACUUCAAGUCCGGCCUUCCUCACCGAACUCAGACGCCUCCGGGUUGAUCUCCGGUGAGCAAUUUUUUUUUUUUACCUUUUCAUGAUCUUUAACAAAGAAGUUGCAGAAUAGUGGGAGGAUGAUCAUUUAUGCUGUGGAGGUGUAUAUUUGAUUUUGA